This is a messenger RNA of Taeniopygia guttata (zebra finch), 3826 nucleotides long. The record is from RefSeq and is a predicted model, not a curated record. Lineage: Eukaryota; Metazoa; Chordata; Aves; Passeriformes; Estrildidae.
GUUUGUAACAUUUACUGUAUGUGUGCUAUAAGUCUUCAGUCCCACUACCAUGGUGCAAAACAUAAGAAGCUUAUGAAAUGCUGCUGAAUUUAUACAAAAUCAUCUACUGCCUGUGACAGUACCAGCACUUGGGUAACUUCCUUAUUUUACAACUGCCAUGAAAGUACAGCUACUUGGCUUCUCAGACAGCUAAUGAUUGUGUAAGUCUUGCUUCCUUUUGAAUUGCCACACCCAUGUCCAGCAUCUCUUCCAUGCCACUGAAUAUUGGAAAUACAGCACUUAACUCCAUGGACUGCUCUGGACAGAGAGCUGCUGCUGUGGUAGAAUGAUCACACUUAUUGUUCCAUUCUUGUAAAUGACGAGUUUCUGUUUACUUGCCAGAAAAUUGUCAAAACUAGUCAGGAUUGCUUUAGCCAUUAAAUUGAAAUUUAAGUUCCCCUUUUCUUUAGAUUCUGCCAAAAAGCAAUCAUCUGUUCUAGAUUCAAUCAAUGAAAGACACUUUUCCUGUUCUUCAUGAUAUGAAUGAUCUUUCCUGAGAUUUGGCUAGCCUUAAGGUUUAACCAAAUUCACUUUAAAUGGUGGGGGAGCUGCUUUUAGUUAGUUUUUCCUUUUGGGGUAAGAUUUUUUUUUUUUUUUGGUUGUUGGAACUGCACCUUCUGAAAUCUUAGGAGCUGUAAUCAUACUUUAGGUUUUUCUGGCAUCCUUCAGAUGUGUUUCAAGCCAUAAUCAUCCCUUAAAAUUUGACUAAAUAACAAGGCUUUCUUGAAAGUAACCUUGUGUUAAGUGUAAGUACAGCUUUGUACUUUUGCAGGCAAUCAUAAAGGCUCUAAUUUUUCCUGUUUGACAGUGGAAACUUUGGCCUGUAAUGCAAUUCAUCUGCAAAGGCUUCUGUGGAAGUGCUGGGUUUUUCCUUUUUGAUGCAGCACAUUAAUUUAUUUUUCUUAUUCUAUUUUGGGAUGACUUGCAUCUUCAUAAUUAAAGCAAGAGAAAGCCCUGAGACGCAGGAAUCUCUCUUGUUCUUCAGCUCUAAUCCAAGUUCCAAUGAAGUACCGAGUGCUCAGACCAGUGAAGAGAUCAUUCACAGGAUACAUAACCUGUCUGAAGGAUUUUAUGAAUGAUCCCAGAAGAGAAGAGCCUCUAAUUGGUUUAGAACAUGUGGUUGAAAUCAGAUUUGAAGGAAGAAGAGAGCCACGUUACGAGUGCAGGCUGUGUGGGUGUAAUUCAGAGGUGGCACCUAUGAUAGAACAUCUUAGUGGAUAUAAACACAGAAGAGAAUACAUUUCCAAAGAAUUUCCAGAUAAAAUGAGGAGAAAACCAACAGAUGUAAGAGAAUACAAAGUCUCGUUUUUUAGACGGCUAGCUGGAGAACUAGAGAAGAGUGAAGGAUUAAAAAUGUAUCAGAUGGAAGGUUGCACAAGACCAGCUACCUCAUCCCCAUUGAAGAAGAAAGCAAGGUGGGAAGAUGAUUAUAAGCAUGAGAACGAUCCUGUUCGGAAACAGAAAGCUCUGGAGUUCUUGGAGACUUUUCACAUCACCUCAGACUCAGAAGCAACACUUGUUGUUCGCAUUACACAGGAACUCAUGGAAGCUUUGAAGGCCUUUUGUGAAAAGAAAGCAGCAGAUAAUUACACCAACAGUUUAGGCCCACUGAUGUCACUACCUCAAGAUGAAUUUCCAGAAAGGGAAGGAGUCCCAGAACACUAUGGACCAGAUGUAGAAUACAAAGGAAGUUCUGACUGGAAUCAAGGUUUUUUGUCUCAGUAUGAAGAGUAUUCUGAAGGUGCUUCUUUUGUUCCUGCUCACUCAAACAGUUACCAAGCAGAUGAUGGAUCACCCUCCUGUCACCUGAGGUCUGACAACUUUGCAAGUAUGUCCCUAUUCAGGCACUCUCCUGCUGUUGAGCCUGAUAUUCCUGCCAGUGGUGUCAGUGAAUGGCUGAGACAGCUCAGAAACUCCAUGCCGUGCACAAAUUUGGCUGCUGGGGCCACUUCAUACCAGACCAACCCAGUGAAGGAGUACUCAGCAGAAUAUAUAUCCAGUGAUGUGCAAGGAAGUGAGCUCUAUGAUAACAGACUCUCAUUUGACAGAGAAAAUACCAAAUGGAGGAAUCAACAAGCGUGUACCAAAGCAAGGCAUAUAAGUGACCAAGAAUUAUCCAAUCCCAAUUCUUCUGCCUCAUAUCCUUCAUCUGGAAGAUUCUUUACAAACUAUUCUUCACAAAACUAUUCCUCUUACAAGAACUAUGAGUCUGUGAAUACUUGUACAUCUUCUGAAAAUUCUGCUGUUUCAGGAAGAGGUGGCUCCAGGUGGCACCAGGACACUAGGUGGAAUGAGUGGAAUGAGGACUAUAGGUGGAACGAGGACUCUAGCUGGAAGCAGGAAUCUAGGUGCCAAGGAUUCAGGUAUCAAAAAUCAGUCUACCAGAGAGACUGGAGUUCACAUCAGGACUCAUUUUCUGGCAGUGGUUCGUACCAAGAUCACCAGCAGUUCAGAAGCUCUGAAGAGAUGUUUGAUGGAAUCGAUGCUGGUCUUGCUCCCAACACUGUGAACAAACUACUAGGAAAGGAUGUACCUACAAUGACCAGGAUGCUCAAACAGCUGGCUCCAUAUUAUCCAGCACUUCAAAAAGUAAAUAUUCAGACAUUCGUCAAUGUGCUAAUAGAGGCUAGAGAGAAAGAUUAAGGAGCAACAGCAGCUGAACUGGAAACAGAUGAAGAGAUUUGAGAAUCUCCAUCACUUGCUAUUCAGGAAAGAGACUGCAUUUAACUCUGUGUUUGACUUGCUUGGGAGAGGUAAAGGGAGGUAGGGCUUAAGUUUUUAACAUGUGAAAAAUAGCUGGAACAUAAACUUGCACAUAAUGGGUGAACAUACUAUUUUUGUUUAGGCUUUUUGUAAUGUAUUUGUUAUAUCUUAGUAUAUUUCAGAAAAAAGAUCUUUUGUUAUUUUUUGAAAAUAUGUUAAAAUUACUCUGUCAGCAAAAAGCUAAUAAUCCUUUUAAUACCCUUCUCAAUUCAGAAGAGAAAGGUUUACUUUUAUGCUACCUACUUAGGAGGAAUAUUAAUUGAAAAUACAGGUUUACUUUUUGUCACACAAAUGUAAGGCCAGUUCCAUUAAUAUGAGGCUUUAUAAUUAGCAUAUUUUUAGAAAUUGAUACACUACAUUUCUGUUUAGACAAAGAAAGGAGAAUGUCACAGCAUAGGUAUUCUCUACCUUAAUCUGAUGCUAUAUGAGGAAAAUGUAAUCUAUACUAGAGGACUGGUAUGUAAUGGGGCAUAUCAGUUUCAAUUUGCAGAGUAAGAAAUGGUGUGAAAUAUAUGCAGAUUUUUUAAUCAUGCUGUUCAAAAUGAAAUAAUUAUAAAUUAUCCUAAAAACUCAUUUGGUGGAUAGACCCAUGCUAAAAUAAAAAUUCUUGAUUCUUUCUACUGGCCAAAGUACAUUAAGAAAUAGUAGAAACCCGUAAGUCAAUCAGAUAAAAUAACAGGAAAAAAACCCAAAAUGUUGUACUAAAUGAGUAGUACUUACCAGUUCGUGAGAUGUCUCAGAGCCACAUACCUAUGAAUGCCUGGCUUUAGAUAUCUGCUCUAUGUAAUUAAAACCAGCUUACAUGGAGCUGAAGAAAAGAAGUAAAGUGAGACAGUUUACUCCUGAGUGUCUGUUUUCUUUUUCACUGCUGCAUUGUGGACUAUCAUUUUUCUUCUCACCCAUGCUGGAACUGUGUCUCUGUGCAUUAAAUAUUUGUGCUGAAGCGGGGUUAGUCUUCAGGAGCUAUCAUAAAGCAUUUUGGAUCUUGUUACGUAAAUUAUAAUAAAAAUUCAACUCAAAAUAA